AUGAACGCAGUCGCUGCGAAAGACAAAUUUUUUCAACAACUACCAGACGCAACUGGGAAGCUAGGUGCCUCCACUCAUCAGAAAUGCACAGCAGCAUUGAGGUGUCUAGCAUAUGGAUCAGCAUCUGACGCAGUCGACGAGUACAUCAAAAUUGCUGAAUCAACAGCAAAGGAGUGCCUUGUGCACUUUGUGCAAGGAAUUCGAAAAGUUUUUACGACCGAGUACUUAAGGAGCCUACAAAGCGUGGCCUCCGGAGACUUGUGGAUAUGGCAUGCAUUUUUCGGAACACCGGGAACUUGCAAUGAUAUCAAUGUAUUGGCACGCUCUCCGGUGUUUGAUGAUCUUUAUCAAGGAAGAGCUCCUGAGGUCACAUUUAAUGUGAAUGGUAAUACCUAUAAUAGGGGAUAUUACCUAACAGAUGGGAUCUACCCUAAAUGGGCAGUGUUCAUGCCAGCAAUUCGACUCCCACUAUCUCCCGUCGAUGAGUUGUUCACCAAACGUCAAGAAUCAGUUCGGAAAGACGUCGAACGUGCGUUUGGGGUUUUACAAGCACGCUUUGCAAUAAUACAAAGGCCAUCACUCAUUUGGGAUGAACACUUAAUGUGGGAAAUAAUGCUGGCGUGUAUCAUUCUUCACAAUAUGAUUGUCGAGGAUGAACGGGAUACAUAUCUAAAUUAUCAAGACGCAUCAGACUUCGAGCAAGAAAAUGCCUCGAUUGCUAGUACUUCGUCUAGCCAUAGGCUUGAAACAUUCUCUGUUCAACCUGGUCGCUACAAUGAUAUAGGGAUGCAACAAUAUUUGCAAAAUAGAGCUGAUGCGUGGGAUAGAGAUGUUCACAACUCCUUACAAAAGGACUUGGCUCAACACAUUUGGCACAAUUGUCGCCAAUCAACCAAUGAUGAGUGAAUUAUUGUUUGUAAUAUUAAGUGUAGCCAUUGUUGUAAGAAAUCUCAAUUAAGUAGCUUAAUUAAAAGAUGAGCAUAAAUUAACGAUUUAUCGUUUUAA
This is a messenger RNA of Beta vulgaris subsp. vulgaris (sugar beet), 1005 nucleotides long. RefSeq lists its product as uncharacterized. The transcript is spliced from 2 exons. The record is from RefSeq and is a predicted model, not a curated record. NCBI's taxonomy places the organism in Eukaryota, Viridiplantae, Streptophyta, Magnoliopsida, Caryophyllales, Amaranthaceae. Bases 1 to 906 code for a protein of 301 amino acids.